AUGAAUAAAUUCGCCCUCGAUACCCCUCGCCCAAAUGUUGCUAAGCCACCCCUCGGCGAAUCCGCUACUGCUGGCAAUCGAGGCCGCAAGCGAGCCCAACAGCUACCUACUACUGCUCAUAAACGCGUUGGAAGGCCCUCAAAAAGAGCCCGAACGGAUACGUCCUGUGGUCCUCCCCUACAUACUCCUCCCAAGCCAGCGGUAGAGGAGGAUCUACAACAGGCGAAUGCGGAGAACACUGCGGAGAACAUUGCGGAGACAGUCAUCAGCAGCAGUGACACAACAGGCCUACUCUCCACGGUCUCACACCAAUCCACUCAGCCAGUGCAAGAGAAGUCAAUACAGCAGGCGAAUGCGGAGAACACUACGGAGAAACCAAGCGACAACAGGGCCCCCAGCACCAAGAACACGGCUCAGCUCUCCAAGAUCCCACAGGAGGAACUACAACAGGCAAAUGCGGAGAACACUGCGGAGAACACUACGGAGAACACUGCGGAGAAACCAAGCGGCAACAAGGCCACCAUCGUCAGGAACACGGCUCAGCUCUCCAAGAUCCCACGUCAUAUGCUCUCCACGGUUCCACAUCAAAUCAUCACUCAGCAAGCGGAGAACACCACUGCAACUUGGCCUGUCAUCCCCACUACAUUGAGGAGUAAGAGGAGGAACUACAACAGGCAAAUGCGGAGAACACUGCGGAGAAACCAAGCGGCAACAAGGCCACCAUCGUCAAGAACACGGCUCAGCUCUCCAAGAUCCCACGUCAUAUGCUCUCCACGGUUCCACAUCAAAUCAUCACUCAGCAAGCGGAGAACACCACUGCAACUUGGCCGUUCCACAUCAAAUCAUCACUCAGCAAGCGGAGAACACCACUGCAACUUGGCCUGUCAUCCCCACUACAUUGAGGAGCAAGAGGAGGAACUACAACAGGCAAAUGCGGAGAACACUGCGGAGAAACCAAGCGGCAACAAGGCCACCAUCGUCAAGAACACGGCUCAGCUCUCCAAGAUCCCACGUCAUAUGCUCUCCACGGUUCCACAUCAAAUCAUCACUCAGCAAGCGGAGAACACCACUGCAACUUGGCCUGUCAUCCCCACUGCAUUGAUAUGGUACAUCACUGCAAUGACGUCACAAGAGGAGGAUCUACUGCGACGAUCACAGUCAAUUAGGCCUCUGCAGGAGGAAUAUCGGACGAUGCAUAUUUGGACGAAUUGA
Messenger RNA from Letharia columbiana, 1212 nucleotides. RefSeq lists its product as uncharacterized. Lineage: Eukaryota; Fungi; Ascomycota; Lecanoromycetes; Lecanorales; Parmeliaceae. Bases 1 to 1212 code for a protein of 403 amino acids. The transcript has 4 exons. The record is from RefSeq and is a predicted model, not a curated record.